Molecule: messenger RNA, 17392 nt
Organism: Microtus oregoni (creeping vole)
Lineage: Eukaryota; Metazoa; Chordata; Mammalia; Rodentia; Cricetidae
Gene: Lrrc7
Product: leucine rich repeat containing 7
Exons: 27
Coding region: 1102-5829 (1575 amino acids)
Biological process (GO): neurotransmitter receptor transport postsynaptic membrane to endosome; neurotransmitter receptor transport, endosome to postsynaptic membrane
Cellular component (GO): adherens junction; postsynaptic density; postsynaptic membrane
Molecular function (GO): protein binding
Source: RefSeq, a predicted model, not a curated record
UUCUGGCGCUGCAGAGCACGCUGUGCGGCCGGCAGGAGCGCCUGGGGCCGGUGGGAGAACACCCCAAGGAGCCCGCGCUGCCCCAUGCAGAGCCUGCUAACACCUGCUUUGUGCACUCCAGACAACCCGAGGAACCUGGAGAGCUUGGUCACUUGUCUAAAAGCUCCGGUGAUAAAGAGAAAGCUAGAACAUCUCAUUUCUCCAAGACUGGGAUUUUGUUCCUCCAAAUUGCAGGGAGUCCAAGUAGAGGUCAUGAGGGGCAAGCGAGGAUGUCCAAGAAUGGCUGAGGUCUGGGAAGGUGGUCAUCUUCUCUGAGCCCAGGAAAAAUCUCCUUGACAUUUUUCACACUUUGAAGCAGCUGCAGCUGGUGUCGUCGGAAAGGGGGGUGGGAGGAAAGAGAGGGGGCGGGGAGAUUGUGGAGUCACGGGCGCGAGCCAGGAGCAGCGCCUCGUCUGCCAAUCCUGGCACCUGUGCACCAAGCCGCGGCACCGCGGAGGACCCCGCUCCGGGCCAACCGUGGGCUCCGAGCCACGGCCACCCAGUCUCUGGGCCAGCACGACCUGCAGCUGCCCACCCCGGGCCCCCGCCGCCACCCACAACUGCGGGAGCGCACAACCACAGGCAGUGCUUGCUGUGCCACGGGCCACGGGGACCCUCGCCCCUUCAGAGUCGUCGUGGCCGGCCCGGACAGAAGCCGAGUUGGGUACACGAUUCGCCCGCGCUGCCGUUCUCUUCUCCGCCCAGGAUUUAUUGUCUGUGGAGCCUUCUGGGGGCGGGGAGGGAGCUGCGCCUCCGCCGCCGCCGCCACUGCUGCUGCUACGGUCGCUAGCGCGACGCGCUGGGCGGGCGGAGGCCGGGGACUGGCCGCGCUGGUGUUCCCGGCGGUCUCCCGGCUCCCCCCUGGCACAUCUCCAGCUGUGUACCUGAAGGGCAGUGGCAUCAUGGUCUGACGCGGCACCUGCCCGGAGUCCCCUCUGCCUUUGCUUUGGAGGACUCCCGUACCGGCUUCACUGCGGACCCCAGAGCACUUUAAGGAGUAACCCUCGGCAGCUGGAAGGCCUUCACUCCCUGGACCCUCAUGGGUAGUUUCUGCCUCAGGCGAUGAUGGAGAGCCUAAUACGGGGAAGGCAUCCCCCACAAUAUCAGCGAAGUCCUUAUAAGGAGGCUCGUGCAGCACUGCGGAAGAGGCCUGAAGAGGAGUUGCAGUGCCUGGAGAUGACCACCAAACGGAAGCUCAUUGGCCGCCUGGUGCCAUGCCGCUGCUUCCGCGGCGAGGAAGAGAUCAUCUCAGUGUUGGAUUACUCCCACUGCAGCCUGCAGCAGGUGCCAAAGGAGGUCUUCAACUUCGAACGCACGCUAGAGGAGCUCUAUCUGGAUGCCAAUCAGAUUGAGGAGCUGCCCAAGCAAUUGUUCAACUGCCAAGCUCUGCGGAAAUUAAGCAUCCCUGAUAAUGACCUCUCAAGUCUGCCGACCUCUAUCGCUAGCCUAGUUAAUCUGAAGGAACUCGACAUCAGUAAAAACGGUGUACAAGAAUUUCCAGAAAACAUAAAGUGCUGUAAGUGUUUAACCAUUAUUGAAGCCAGUGUCAAUCCUAUUUCUAAACUACCCGAUGGCUUCACGCAGCUUCUUAACCUGACCCAGCUCUACCUGAAUGAUGCCUUCCUUGAAUUUCUUCCAGCCAACUUUGGAAGACUUGUCAAAUUGCGAAUCUUGGAGCUAAGAGAAAAUCACUUGAAAACUCUACCAAAGUCAAUGCACAAACUGGCCCAGCUGGAGAGACUUGACCUAGGCAAUAAUGAAUUCAGCGAGCUGCCUGAAGUUCUGGAUCAAAUACAGAAUUUAAGGGAGCUAUGGAUGGAUAACAAUGCAUUGCAAGUGCUGCCUGGGUCUAUAGGGAAGUUAAAGAUGUUGGUAUACCUGGAUAUGUCAAAAAACAGGAUAGAAACGGUUGACAUGGAUAUUUCCGGAUGUGAAGCCCUUGAGGACCUCUUACUAUCCUCCAAUAUGUUACAACAGCUGCCUGACUCCAUAGGACUGCUGAAAAAGCUAACAACUCUAAAAGUAGAUGACAAUCAACUCACGAUGCUACCCAAUACAAUCGGAAACUUGUCUUUGUUAGAAGAAUUUGACUGCAGCUGCAAUGAGCUGGAAUCUCUUCCUUCCACCAUUGGCUACCUGCACAGCCUGCGAACCUUAGCAGUCGAUGAGAAUUUCCUCCCAGAGUUGCCCAGAGAAAUUGGCAGCUGUAAGAAUGUCACCGUUAUGUCUCUACGCUCCAAUAAGCUAGAAUUUCUUCCUGAAGAAAUUGGGCAGAUGCAGAGGCUGCGAGUCUUAAAUCUAAGUGAUAACAGGUUGAAGAAUUUACCAUUCUCGUUCACCAAACUCAAAGAACUUGCAGCAUUGUGGCUUUCUGACAAUCAGUCCAAGGCCCUUAUACCUCUACAAACAGAAGCCCACCCAGAAACCAAGCAAAGGGUACUGACCAACUACAUGUUUCCCCAACAACCCCGUGGUGACGAAGAUUUCCAGUCAGACAGCGACAGCUUCAACCCCACCCUGUGGGAGGAGCAGAGACAACAGCGCAUGACUGUUGCCUUUGAAUUUGAGGAUAAGAAAGAAGAUGACGGAAGUGCUGGGAAAGUUAAGGCUCUCUCCUGCCAAGCCCCCUGGGACAGGGGCCAGCGUGGGAUUACUCUCCAACCUGCCAGGCUGUCUGGCGAUUGCUGCACACCAUGGGCCAGGUGUGAUCAGCAGAUCCAAGAUAUGCCCGUCCCCCAGAGUGACCCCCAGCUGGCAUGGGGUUGUAUAAGUGGCCUCCAGCAGGAGAGGAGCAUGUGUGCUCCCUUGCCAGUGGCUGCACAGUCCACCACUCUUCCCUCUCUAAGUGGCAGACAGGUUGAAAUAAACCUAAAACGCUAUCCAACUCCUUACCCAGAGGAUUUAAAGAAUAUGGUAAAAUCUGUUCAAAAUCUGGUGGGUAAGCCAAGCCACGGAGUGCGAGUUGAGAACCCAAAUCCAACAGCUAACACGGAGCAAACUGUGAAAGAAAAGUUUGAGCACAAGUGGCCGGUGGCCCCAAAGGAGAUUACAGUGGAGGAUUCUUUUGUUCAUCCAGCUAAUGAAAUGAGGAUUGGGGAACUUCACCCUUCAUUAGCUGAGACCCCUCUGUACCCACCCAAACUUGUUCUGCUAGGGAAGGACAAAAAAGAAUCAACUGAUGAGUCUGAAGUUGACAAAACUCACUGUCUGAAUAACAGUGUCUCCUCAGGCACCUACUCAGACUACUCGCCCUCCCAGGCUUCCUCGGGGUCCUCAAACACCCGCGUGAAAGUGGGGUCCUUGCAGACAACCGCUAAAGAUGCCGUCCAUAACUCUUUGUGGGGUAACAGGAUUGCACCACCUUUCCCACAGCCUCUGGAUGCAAAGCCAUUACUCAGCCAACGAGAGGCUGUUCCUCCAGGGAAUCUCCCCCAGCGUCCUGACCGGCUGCCAAUGAGUGAUGCCUUCCCUGACAACUGGACGGAUGGCUCCCAUUACGACAACACAGGUUUUGUCUCAGAGGAAGCUGCCGCUGAGAACGCCAACAAUAACCCUCUCUUAAGCGCCAAGGCUAGAAGCAUGCCUGCUCACGGGCGCAGGCCUUUAAUCAGGCAGGAAAGGAUUGUCGGCGUUCCCCUGGAACUGGAACAGUCCAUACACCGACACACGCCAGAAACAGAAGUGCCUCCUUCCAACCCCUGGCAGAACUGGACCAGAACUCCCAGUCCAUUUGAAGACAGGACUGCUUUUCCUUCCAAAUUAGAAACAACCCCUACUACCAGCCCCUUACCUGAAAGAAAAGAUCACAUGAAGGAGCCUGCAGAGACACCAAGUCCCUUUUCUCCAGGAGUGCCAUGGGAGUACCAUGACCCCACACCCAACAGGAGUCUCGGUAAUGUCUUUUCUCAAAUCCACUGCCGCCCAGAUUCAUCGAAAGGUGUUAUUGCGAUGAGCAAAAGCACGGAGAGGCUCUCCCCACUCAUGAAAGAUAUAAAGUCCAACAAAUUCAAAAAGUCUCAGAGUAUUGAUGAGAUUGACAUUGGAACCUACAAGGUUUAUAACAUUCCGCUAGAAAACUAUGCCUCUGGGAGUGAUCACUUAGGAAGCCACGAGCGGCCAGACAAGUUGUUGGGACCGGAGCACGGCAUGUCCAGUAUGUCCAGGAGCCAGUCGGUACCCAUGCUGGACGACGAGAUGCUCAUGUAUGGAAGUAGUAAAGGGCCACCCCAACAAAAAGCAUCUAUGACAAAGAAGGUCUAUCAGUUUGACCAAAGCUUCAAUCCACAAGGAGCGGUGGAAGUAAAAGCAGAAAAGAGGAUCCCGCCCCCUUUCGCACACAAUUCUGAGUAUGUGCAGCAGCCCAGCAAAAACAUCGCCAAGGAUCUGGUCAGUCCCAGAGCCUAUAGAGGGUACCCACCCAUGGAACAGAUGUUCUCCUUUUCCCAGCCAUCUGUGAAUGAGGAUGCCAUAGUGAACGCUCAGUUUGCCAGCCAGGGGCCCAGGGCAGGCUUCCUAAGGAGGGCUGACUCCCUGGCCAGCUCCACUGAAAUGGCCAUGUUCAGAAGAGUCAGCGAGCCCCAUGAGCUGCCCCCUGGUGACAGGUAUGGCCGAGCAGCCUAUAGGGGAGGGCUGGAAGGCCAGAGCAGUGUUUCAAUGACUGAUCCCCAAUUCCUCAAGAGAAAUGGCAGGUACGAAGAUGAACACCCUUCGUAUCAAGAAGUAAAAGCGCAGGCGGGAAGCUUCCCCGCUAAAAACCUUACCCAGAGGAGGCCGCUGUCCGCCAGGAGCUACAGCACAGAGAGUUACGGAGCCUCCCAAACCAGGCCAGUUUCAGCUAGGCCUACCAUGGCAGCCCUCCUGGAAAAAAUACCAUCUGACUAUAACCUGGGUAACUAUGGUGACAAGCCGUCAGAUAACAGUGAUAUAAAGACAAGGCCCACCCCUGUGAAGGGAGAGGAGAGCUGUGGCAAAAUGCCGGCAGACUGGAGACAGCAGCUGCUUAGACAUAUAGAAGCUAGAAGGUUAGACAGGAGCGCUGCUUACAAACACAACACAGUUAACCUUGGCAUGCUGCCCUAUGGAGGUAUUUCAGCAAUGCAUGCAGGCAGAAGCAUGACUUUAAACUUGCAGACUAAGUCUAAAUUUGACCUUCAAGACCCACCUCUUCAGAAAACCCCGUCCCAGCAAAGCAACAUUUUAGACAAUGGACAAGAAGAUGUCUCUCCUAGUGGCCAGUGGAAUCCUUACCCACUUGGGAGGCGGGAUGUACCUCCGGACACCAUUGCUAAAAAGGCAGGCAGCCACAUUCAGACCCUGAUGGGGUCACAGAGCCUUCAACACCGCAGUCGGGAGCAGCAGCCAUAUGAGGGGAACAUCAACAAGGUGACCAUCCAACAGUUCCAAUCACCGUUGCCCAUCCAGAUCCCUUCGUCGCAGGCCUCCCGGGGACCUCAGCCUGGACGGUGCUUAAUACAAACGAAAGGGCAGAGGAGUAUGGACGGCUAUCCUGAGCAGUUCUGUGUGAGAAUAGAAAAGAACCCUGGACUUGGAUUUAGUAUCAGCGGUGGAAUUAGUGGGCAAGGAAAUCCUUUCAAACCUUCCGACAAGGGUAUCUUUGUUACUAGGGUUCAGCCUGAUGGACCAGCAUCCAACCUACUACAGCCUGGGGAUAAGAUCCUUCAGGCAAAUGGACACAGUUUUGUGCACAUGGAACACGAAAAAGCUGUUUUACUACUGAAGAGCUUCCAGAAUACAGUAGACCUAGUUAUUCAACGUGAGCUCACUGUCUAAAUGUUUUUAUAAAUAGUGAAGAUAUGUCAGGCCAGAGCUAAUGUUCAAAAAUAAAUUUAUACAUAGAAACCAAUUUUGCCAGUUGCUGGACCAAUGGCAAACAUCAGUGCCAGGUGUAUAAUAUUGUACGUUAGCCUUGACCACCCUGGAAAAUGUUACCUAUAAACACGGCAUUCGUGCGUGGCUCUGUAUCAGUUCCAGCGGCAGCCUCUGGCUGUGCAUUGGUGCGGUUUUGUUUCUGUUUUUGUUUUUUAAUCAAAUAAGUUGUCUUCUCAAAGUGGAUUUCCUAUCAUUUCGGAGCACGGAAGCACACACAAGCUCUUUACAAAUUCUGCUCUCCAUCAGAAAUACUGCCUCAAAAGUUGUAUAUAAAGAGUUGUAAUCCCCAUAAAGUAUUUCUAGCACAAGGUAUAUGUUGGCAUAUAUACAAAAAAAGAAUAUAGAAAAACGAUAUUUUCGUAAACACCUUGGAUUGAGAAAGAAAAUAUAUCUUAAAAUAAGACUUUACUAUAUUGAAUCUUUUUCAAUAAAAAUUACAUGAUGACGCCUUAUGGAAGCAACUGUACAUAAAGUAUAAAGUAUUUAUAUUUGGUUCCACAGCCAUUUGCUAAAUUCCCAUAGCAAAGUGAAAUAGUUCAUAAAUUAUCAUUAAUCUCUGGGACCUGAGUAAUAAUCAGAGAAGGUAAAUCUGUUCAAUGCCUUUAGCUAAUUAAAAGGACACAAGCAGACUUUAGAGACAGACCACAGGCUGCGGUGGACCAGGUUCUUCACUACAACCAGAAGUGAGUGACGGGUGGCAGGGAAACCUUAAUGCUUUGACGUUCUGUUUCCUCGGGGUUACGCUGACCAUAGACCGCGGCCCCAUGAUCCCUUUGCUGUAAAUGUGGAACUUUUCCGUGUGCUGCUUUGUUUAAUUUGCUACUUUUAAAUCAUUUUCAAUGAAUUUUGGGAAUUGAUGACAUUUAUUACAGAGAGAGACUUGUUUGAAAGCUAUGGUGGGUGAUUUCAAAACUUUGGUAUUGAAAUAUGAAACUUCAGAUAUAAUUUCUCAGAGCUGUGGUCUAACUGGUGUCAUUAAUCUUAAUGCCUGUUUUUUUUUUUUGCAGACAGAAAUAGAUUAAAAUAUUUUUUCUCCAAAAAAAAGUUUCAAGAAACAUAAAUACAAAUGCAAUCAUAACAGAGAGUCUAAUGUACUUUUACAUUGCGUUUCCCCUGUGAACGUUCAAAAUAUGUUUUAUAAUCCUUUAAGUUACUUCUUUUUAUAGUAGUCACUAAUUUGAUUAAAUUAUUAAUUUGAAAUUUCAGAUCAACUUUCCAUAAUUGGUUGUAUACAUUCCCUCAUAUACCUACAUCACUUUUUUAUAGAACAAAUUUAUCUUAUAUGCUAGUGUUUGGAAUAUUCUAUGAAAUUUUACAAUAGGAUCACAUAUGGAUGUCACCAGAGCUCUGAGGAUAAUAUUUGUAAGUUUAUGUUUUAUGGGGACAUUGGAAAUACUGUAUUUUUGUAGGAUCUAUUAAAAUGAGUGCCACUUAUUAGAAGUACAGUGGUGUUUUUGGCAUAGAAUUUGUCACGUGGAGACAAAUGCAACUUCAUUUAGCAGGUGGUGCACUGGUUUUGUUGCUGAUUUAUGUCAGGAUGACACGAUACCGUGGUUUUAUAGGCUUUGACAAUUAGCUACUGAUUCGAGAUUGGCCUUUUUGGCGUAUUACACAGAAGCGGUUUUUAAGUGCAUUUUAAUAUAUUGUGAACAUCUAAUGAGAGGCGUCUUUUAAAGCCUAAUUUUCUCUUUCAAAAGCUCAGAGCACAUCACUACAACAGAUGUUCUAGGCUCAGUCUUAGUCAAGAGAAGCCAACCAAGCUCAGAACAUAAUACUGCUGCUUGAAACAUCCAGAAGGAACCCACAGCCUUCUUCCGGAAGGCAAGAGGCAACCAGAUGUAGGGCUCCCACAUACUUUCUUGUAUAGGAGCCUCAGGUGCUCCUGAGGCCAUCAGCUGAGAGGUGGUGACCCCCCCCCCCCUUGAUGGACUACAUUGCCAGGGGUCUUGCUUUGACACUUCCUUCUGUGAAGCUCAGUAAUGGGGAAAAGACCUCUUGGGGAAAAUGUGGAUAUACUCCAGGCUACCGACUGACAGGCAGAUGGUCACACAGAGGGACAUUUUCUGUUUUAGGUUAACUCAGUGGAAUCGUUAAUCACUUGUGGCUGUAGGAGGGGCUUCUCACUGAUUUUAAAAGUGACCCGAGCCAGUAAUUCAUUGGUCUGGGGUUAUUUUUAUUUUUUGAGUAACUAACUUGCUGCCAGAAACUAGAAUCUGGUUCAAGUUAACAUCAAAAAUGUAAGUUAAGAGUGUGCCUUUAAGAAGGAAAGAAGGAAAAAGAAAAAUCUACAACACAAAGGAGUGAGUGCCAGGUGGCACCAUGAAAUCUGUACCUCUUGGUGGGUCCUGGAUCUUCCUGCUGAGAAAGCUGUUUGUAGACCUGGGUCAAGGGUGAUGUGCAAUAGAGUGGAGACAGUAGAGACAGAAAGAACAAAUACUGACAAUUAGUAGCCAAACACUGUGGGGUUUGCAAGAUAAAUAAAUUUAAAAGGACAAUUUUCAAGACAUCUCACCAGGCAUGCACACUUUAUUAGGUGAUUCCAGCCUGCCAGGCAACACAAGCCACCAAGCAUGCAUGCCAUGCUGACUUGAAGCCUGUGGAAGUGUGCCUGUCCCUCGGCAUUGUAGUAAAUGCUGUCCGGGCUUUGGCUUGUGCCCCUACCUCCACAGAAAACACCUCAGAUCAGGCGUUUGAACCAACGCUGACUUGUUUGCAGAGAGGAUUGCAUGCAAAGUGGGGCUGAGCUACUUACCACCGUGUGCGAGGGAAAGAGAGGAGGAUAGAGGCUAGGAAAUGAUGAAGGACUUUGAUUUGCAUAUCCAAAUAUCAAUAGAAAAGUUUUCAGACUUUCCAAACUAUUUGAUGGAGAAACUCAGAAGCGUUUAAUUUUUAGCCAUAAAACCUGCCAAGUGUAAACACCUCAGUGUAAAAGUCUGGGAACCGUGUUCGUCUCAGCCCUUCUUUCCACAGGGUUUGAGUUGUCCAUCAUCGUUUUCUGCUUCUCAUUGGCAGGAAGAUUGAGGAUGUCUAUUCCCAUGAAUGCAUUCUUGUGGAGAGCAAGAAUAUGAUCUAAUCAGAUCAAAAUUCAUGUUGGUAUUAGACUGACAUCUAAACCAUUCGUGAGUUCAGUCUGACUGAUCCAUGAAAUGGCAAACCACCCACAGGUUCACUGGAACGCUAGAACAGCAAAAAGUAACAACUUAGCGAAAUAAUAAAGUCCAGUCAGCUAUGAUGGGUCCUUCAGUUCAAGACAAGCAGCAUUGAGGGGCAGCAAAAGCCCCGUGGCAGUAUGUUUCUUUCUGUGGCUUAACCAAAGGCUCAAACAACAGUCAGUCAUGCAUCUGCUUUCCACUCACAGGUGCAGCUUCUUGACCAACCACAACUUUGGUGAAUUUUCAAAAUUCAAGAUUACUUACACAACUUUUUUUUCCUUAGCAAUCCUAGGAGAGGCACUCUGCCCUGGCUUGGAGCAUGAAACCAUGCUAUGUCACCCAAAUAGAAUACCGGCUGAGGGUGAUUGGGUAUGCACUGUGGAACACACAGAGAAAAUGUUACAAAAGGUGUGGAUGUUGGCUCUCCUGCAUGUCUGUCUAGCUCCACUUUAGUCCAAAGUAUGCGGCCAGUUUCCCAUGACACCCAUGUAGAAGACUAAGGCAGAUACAACCUCGUUUUCGAUUCUGCUCGGGCUCACCUGGGGAUGCUUCUAGCAUCUUCUAGCUGCUUCUAGCGUGCAAAGGUGGUCUCCUCUCAGAACUGUUAUCCUCCUAUAGAUUCAUGCCCGACCCACACAUGGUAUUCAGAGGAGGUAGGUGUAGGUUUCCAUCCCACUGAGGCGAACACAUGUAGCCUCCAGGGCUCUAGCUGCCAGAAGAUCCCGAAUACCAUCUGAGGAUGUCCACCCCUAGGGGAAGAGUCAGUGUUCGCCACACCACUGACAGCAGCAAACAGCUCAUGCACGAAGGUGUGUGAGAGUGUCAGUGCCUUAACAAAGCCACGUUUUCACUUCUGUGUUUAUUUGGACUGUUUGCUUCUCUAUUCUAAGCGUUAGAUUUUUGCCAUACUGAGGAACUUUCUCUAAGCUGCUUGUAUGCAUAUUGGGGUACCUCCUAGUCUUCCCAACCUUUAACACUGUGAGGAAAUUAUCCAGAAACACUCUCCUGUGAGGACAGAAACUCCUGCCUUCCAUCCCAAAGAAUUUGAGGGUUCUGGAACAAUGAAGGGGAUUGAUCACGUUAAGAGUUUAUUUUAAAAUCAACAGUGAAAAUAAAGGAAUCUGGGUCCCCUUGCUUUCUCACCAUGUGAUUGUCUUGAUUUUCCUAGAAGUCAUUUUUGGGGGGGUGCAGAUAAGGACAUAAGAACUGAUGGUUUUAACUUUAGCACCAUCUUGACCACCUGGGUUCUGCAGAUGGAUUCUGUAACAUUGCCUAAGUAGGGUGCAAAAUUAAAAACAACAGGGUCUGGCCCCAGCAUGUGCAAGUAGCCAGGAGAUCUGGAGUACAUACCUUUCUUACAAAAUUUCAAUACACACUCUUGUUUCAGCCUGACUUUAUUCAGGGUGACACCGUAGAGAGUUAAAUAUUGGGAAAUUUCAAGUAGCCUUUAUGUAGAAAAUGAUAAAAUCCCGUGAAUCUGUCUUACACUGGACUGAUACAGACCUGACCAAAGCAGAAGCAAUGGACCAGACCUCAAUACAUGAAUUUCCAAAUCCAGCAUAAUUUCCCUUCCUUUAUUAAAAAAAAUGGCUUUUGCUUCAUCCUUUAAGCUGGUACCAUUUGUAUAUACCCAUUUGUAUAUGAACUAGUGAGGGGAGAGGGAUUUAAAAGUAUCAUUCAAUAUUUUCAUUCUUUGAAAGUUUUCUCCCUCUUUGAACAAGUGUAUUCUUUGUAGGGUUCCCCCCCCCCAAUUUUAAAAUAAAGUGACGAACAUAUAUCACAUCAGACAGACAGACAGAUGUCUCUCAUCUAGAGGAAAGUAGCUCACAUAGGGUCUUGUUUUCAACAGUAAACACAUAUACUUCCUUCACUAUAGGACAGCUGAUCUCAGAAGCCUAGCAUAAAUGAUAUAGUCAAGGCAUUUAGAGAUAUGUUACCGAAGAUUGUAACAAAAACAUAAAGUGCAGCGAUCAUAAAUUUUAUGAUAAAUAUCUGUUGGGUACCAGUAUGCAUCAGGCCUGCCAGGGACAUAGCACAAGACGUCACAGUUGAGCAGAAAGAGAAGUUGCAGAUGGAAUGAGUGCGCUGAGGCCUCUGCCUCGGCCCUUACUCCAUCCCAUGGCGGAUGGAUGGCAUCCACUCUGCCUGGGUUGGGACAGUACUUAAGCUAUCUGUCUCCCUACCAGGUCCUAGGGCCACUGGGAGGCCAUUUCAAAUGUUUGUCGGGGACUUAGAGAAACUUCUGAAACAUUGGUCAUGGCCAUAUUGGAAAUAUUUUUGGACCAGGGAAACAGAACCCAGAAUCUCUUGGAUUUUGGAGAAAGGGCCAUGUUUUUGUCAGUUUGUUAGCGUGAAAGAAAGCAAGGGUAAUCAUGAGGACAACUGUCUCUCAGUCUGGCCCAGCGCCCAGCUCCAUGCUCUGGCAUCAAUGAAUGCUAACCCUUAACAGACAUGGGAGUAGGUGGGUCCUUCCUGUGUCCACUGCCUCGAGGACAUACUUUUAGUGUCCAAUGUCACAAUUAUCGACUCAGAAAGGCAGUGAAUAGCUGAGUGUGGCGGGAGGCAGAGGCAGAGGCAGGUGGGUCUCUGCUCAAGGCCAGCCUGGUCUACAUAGUGAGUUCCAGGCCAGCCUGAACUACAUAGUGAGACCUUUCAGAUCUAUGUAUUCCCCCUGUGAAUUUAAGAACACUAUCACUGCCUGGCCUGCUGUUUAGGCCAUCCCGUGAUCCAGCUGCUCAUAUGCUGUUGGGUUGUGCGUGUCUGUACAUCAAACCAGCCAUCUGCUUGUCCUUCCCAGGAGAUCUGGGGUCUCUCGGAUUGUAGGAAGGUUCUUUGCCUCCUGAGUGUCCCUGUGCUUCAUGGCCUUUGCACACACUGGCAAACUUCCUCCCCCAGCCACCUUUCCAAGUUAUCAAAACCACGUUUGGUCUUCAAGGUCCUGCUACUCAGCACAGUGACUGUGAGCCCUUCUGUAAUCUUGAUGAGGAAGCUCUUCGUCAGAACCAACAACAGGCUGUUGUCUUCCCUCCACCUGAGCCCAGGCAGCUGGGUCUGUGUUAAUUCUCUUCUAUCAAGCUUAAGUUCCUUUGAGAGACAGGGCCAGGCAGUACUGAAGCGGCUUCUGGACAGUAACCAAGGAGAACAUGUAAAUCCCUCAGCCUUUCUUAGCACCACAAGCGGGGUGUGACACACUUAACAAAUCAUGACUUAAACGGGUGACUGACGUUGCUCUGUGUAACCUUUAUUCCCACUUUGGGGGCUGGGAAGUCCUCUAUGCCAAAUUCUCCCCAUCCUUACCAUUUCUUCUCAGAGUCUUCAGAACCUUUGCCCUGUUCAGCAGUUGGUUUCAUUUUCUUUUUACAUCUUCUAAAGAUGUGAACGCUGCCCAAAACAUUUAAGUGGUUCUGUUGUUUGUUCAGUGAGAAAAACAUUUUUAUAUCCUUUUAAUUAGCUUGGAUUUGUUUCUUUUGGGGAAAAGUUAUGUGUUUAGUUGUCAGAAACAUCCCAGAGACAGGAAGGAUGGUGUUGAAUCACAAAGCUGUGGUUUUAAGCAUCUUCGAGACCACCAGGCCCCAAAAACCCAUCCUGGCGGUAGCUCUAGAACCCUGGUAGAGCAACUGAGAAGGCUGAACAUGGUCAAGGCUGACUUUAGACUCAUUUAAUAGAAAGAUCCCUCUGCCCUGUGUUGCUUCCCGAAGGUUGUCAGCUAUUUUCACAAUUAUGAAGAUGAGAAACAGAGUAAAGGAUGUCAUAAAAGAAAAUGGCAUGAGAAAUUCAGAGAAGAAAUGAGGUCCCCAUUGCCAACAGGGCCCUUUUCUAAGGUAAGGACCAGUGUCAGACACACAACACAGGAAAAUGUCCCAUAGAGAAGUUCAAGUGUCUGCCGCUCCUGAGACAAGUGAGAAUCCAGAAGGGACAAUUAACACUCCUCGUUUUUGAGUUCUUGUUUUCCAGCCUGAGAUACAUGCUAUCCUUGCAAUCAUUUGGACAUGGCCACAGGACUUUUUUAGGAGCCUGUAGUUACAAAGAGUCACCAGUAGGUGGAGAGCGUCUUCCUAGAUUUAACGCCAGUCUGGAGAAGCCUUCACAGCCGGUUCUUGUCUGGGCGCUGAUGGAGUUAAACUCCUUUCCACAGUCCUCAUUAACGACUAUUUAUAAUUAUGUUCUAAGAUUAAACGACACCAAUGGAUUCUGUAUCUUUUGUACUGAAACACUCAGGUUGAAUCAACUUCCUAGAGUGUAGAUUUCUCUCUCUCUUUCUCAGCCCUGGACCAGUGUGUGCUGAGAUUCUGUUCCUUAACUGUCAGUAAACACAUCCACCUGUUUCACAGUUUUUCCCUAGCUUGCAUGAGUCUUUCAAAUACUUUGUGCUAAUCUCCCUUAUCUUAUCCACACUUCCUAUCAGUGACAUGGCAAUAUAUUUGUUUUAAAUCAAACAAUUUACCUUGCAAAUUAUCUCUGUAAGACUUAAGCAUCAGGAAUCAAGUUUGCCUGAACGGCCUCUCUUUUGAAAACUUAUCGAGGUCCUGCUUGAGUUUCCAACAGAUAUCUAUAAACUCACUUUUCACCUGCACAAGAAUUAGCGUAACAUAAAUAGAGUUUAUUACAAAAAGAAUGCAUUUUAAAAAGCAUCUCAUAAUGUGAAAAUUGGGUUCCAAGAAAGGCCUCAUUAGGUAAACCCUCCCCAGUCAGAAUAUCCAUGAAUCAAAACCAGAAUCUUGGCCCCCUUGGUGACAUACUGUGGUUCUGAGAUAUUGAGAGUCCGGGGCCUCUGAUGGCUGGUUCCUGGUGAAAGAAAUCAUACCUGAAUUAAAUGUGUCUUCACAAUCUGCUCUGCCUAGGCUUCUACCUUGAUGAUCCCAUCAGAAUCCUCCCUGUCCUCCUCCAGCAAAAGUAAACAGAAGACAGGAUGUUCUUCCCUGAAGCUUACUAAAACAUUAAAUCCUGGUGUUUUUUCUCUCAAAGGGAGCUGCUUUCUUCUGGCCACAAGGUCACCAGCUCCUGCGGUGAGCUCUUAGCAGAGUCUGGCCAGCCUCCUUAGGGGGCUGGGGACUAUUCGCUGUGACCUCAAGGCUGCUGGUUUUAUGGCACCAACUCAGGAUCACCAGGUUGGCUUUAGACCCUCUCAGGAGUUAAAGCACCCAUUAGCCAGCCUGCACUUGAGCAGUGUGACCCGCCAGCACGCCGGGAGUGCCAGACACAGGUUCUCUUCUUUCGAAAAACAUCUGGCUUUGUAACUUACUUUCUUUUCUAUUCCACCAUUAUCCUCCUUUCAGACUCUCGUGGGCUCCUAAAGAUCAGUUUGGUUGUACACUAAAUCGGAGAACGAGAGGCUGCUCGUUAGCUCGAGUGCUCUCCCCAGUGCUGCCUUGUCUCUCUUGUGGAUCUGGUCCUGGACCACCACUCAGUUCUUGGUACAAACCAUUAAGUGUAUGUUUUGUUGUUUUACUUGUUCAUAUAGUAAUCUCGGUCUUUCAUUCCUGGAAUGGUCUCUCCGCCAGCACAUUCCCCCUUGUGCUGAGACCAUGAUCGCCUUGUUGCUGAGGGAUCAUGACUAGCCCUGCCAGCCCUGACGUAAAGUGAACGCCUGUCUUGGGCUCUGUAGUGUGACGGGCCCAGGGAUGGACUUUUAGCUGUGUGGGAUGGGAGUGUUACCCAGGUUGGUUUGUGGAGUAGCCUCAGGGUGGGAAGAGGAGGCUGCAGGAAAAACUUCACCAAGACCUUCUCCAACCCUGCCCCAGUUUGUCGCCUCCUGGGAGAGAUGAGUGAGUGAUUGUGAGCCCAGCUUCACUUUAUCCGUGUUCAUUAAAGCAUAAUUCUAAAGACAGGAAAAGCAUCCCUCCUGUUUGUUUUAAGCAGCUGGCAACCACACUUGCUUGCAGUUCUUCAGCCUUACUGUGGGAUCAUUCAAAUUGGCAAUAAGUAUUUUGCACUCUAGAAUCUCGAAGAUUCCUUCUAACCAAAAGAGGCUCCAGAAAGCACUCCCCUCAUGGGUGCUUGAUACAGCUGCAGAUGCCGCUGCUUAAACUGCACAUCUCUGUGCCUGCCUCCCAGGACAAGCCAGAUGUGGGAACCAAACCCCUCCAACUACACAUGCACGCACGCACACACGCAUGCACGCACGCACACACGCACACCUCUGUCCCUCUCCAAGUCAGGACUCCUGGACUCUUUUUUUUUUUUUUUUUUUUUUUUUUUUGCAUUUCCACACUUGUCUACAAAAUCUGGGCCUCUGGGAUCUAGGACUUUAAGUCAUCAUAAACAGUUCAAAAAUAAGAAAGCAGGCCUUUGGUUUACCUUUCCAAAAUUAUUUUCAUAAACCUUCCCACAUGUCCACUCAUAUCAGGAUAUAGACUUUUACUUACUUACUUAUUGAGAAUGCUUCCAAACCUGUUGUGUGAAGAGAUGCAGUUCAGGGACGUGUUUACUGUGGUUUCUGGGCAUCCGACCUGGGCAUCCUAGGGUUCUGUGCCUGCAGAACACGCAGCGCCCCACUCUGAGCUGCACCCCAGCCCCUCCAGAAAUGCUGAAGUGGCUGUCUCGAGAGUCCUCUGUACCAUCUUCAGCGCAGGCUUCUAGCCUGCAGUGUAAUACUUUUUUUAAAAGAUUAUUAUCAAUGGUUUUUAAGCCUUUUUCUUGUUGUCCUUUCAAUUAAAUCCAUGUGGUUGCUGGGAGUUGAACCUGGGCCCUCUAGAAGAGCAGCCAGCACUCCUAACCUCUGAGUUAGGAUUAAACUCCCCUUUCAAUUAAAUCCAAUAGAGGUAAAUGUUCAAAGGAACAGCCAAACAUACAAUAAGUAUCAGCCUUUCCCAUCAAGAAACAGUCAAACGGGAAGAUGGUGCUUAAGAAGUCUCUCUGAGGAAACUGAGGAGAGCAGAGAAUAAAAAUAUCCUCGCUGUCUCUGUCACGCUGACAAAGCAGCAAAGGAUUCUUUUCAGCUUCAUUGACUCACAGUGCGGACAUGGAACAUUCUGGACGGCCAGCUCCCACUUCUUAUUUGUAUUUAUUGUCCAGAAAGGACAAGUCUCUGGAGACAGUUGAGGCAAUACCAUCCAGAUGAGUCACAUCACGCCUGGCUUGCAGCUCCUUUUGAUGCAGUCCUUCAGUGAGGUUGCCCUCGGGGAUCAAAGUCAGAGAGAAUGCAGGAUUAGGGCAUCUAAACAUUUUCUAGUCUAGCGCACAGAUUCACUAAGUCACUACAAGGUGAAUUCCACAUUAGCUCCUAAGAAGCAGUUCCUCCCCAGGUUCCCAUUGGGAAGUCUCUCCAGCCAUUGCAUUACAUGGCAAGAAUGGUUGAUUUUAUUUUUGUUUUUACUUCCAGCAAAACACCAGUUUUUGUUUGUUCCUUGAGGUUAAAAUUAGGGUGUCCCCCCCUUAGGAUUAGUCUGGGUGUGGGUUAGCAGAGAUACAAUCAUGCAUUCAGGUGGGGUGGCACAGCUACCCUUGAUGGUAGUGACUUAGUGAAUCUGUGUAUUAAAUUAGAGAAUGUUUAUCAGAAACAUGCAGCAUAGCUGCAUUUGAAAAUGAGAUUGUGCAGGGAGACCUCUGAGUGAAGGUCAACCUGGCCUACAGAGAGAGUUCCAGAGACACCCUGUCUCAAUAAAAUAAAAUAAAAUAAAACAAGAAAAUGAGAUUGUAUUCUGAAAUUCCUGACUUCCAGGUGCCACUUUGAGCAUGCUAGAUAUCCAGAUAGACAGGUGUACUGGCAGGUAGGGAAAGCCCAACUGUAGAAAGCCGGUAAUGCCUGCUACCUAGACAUCGUCAGUCCACUCCUAAGUCAGUUCUUCAAAUUCCCAAAUGUUCGUGGCAAUGAAAAGCAAUACAUAUCCUUAGCUAAGGAAACUGGUUCUUUUUUUAAAUAGUCUACUGCUACAUGACAAACAACAUGACUACAAGUCACGUCUGCCACACUAAGAUACAGGACAUCACAGAGAAUCUCCUAUACGGCCACACAAAGAAAUGGAGAGAUAAAUCAAACGUUUAAAACAAACAACAGAAGAGGAGCUUGGAAAAUGGCUCAGUAGGUAAGGAGUUUACCACACAACUCUGAGGGCCUUAUUCAGGACCAUCAGAACAUAUGAAAUUCUCCUGUUAUCCCUAGGCUCAGAAGGCAAAGACAAGUGGCUCCCAGGGCAAACUGGCCAUCUAGACUAGCUCUGGCUUCAAGUGGAAGGCCCUGCUCCUGUAUAUAAGGUGGAGAGUGACUGAGGAAGAGACCUCCACAGGCACAUGCACACAUGUGCAGACAUGCCCAGAAUACACACAUGCACUCCACAGGCACAUGCACACAUGUGCAGACAUGCCCAGAAUAC